Molecule: messenger RNA, 3404 nt
Organism: Engraulis encrasicolus (European anchovy)
Lineage: Eukaryota; Metazoa; Chordata; Actinopteri; Clupeiformes; Engraulidae
Product: tumor susceptibility gene 101 protein-like
Exons: 10
Coding region: 202-1398 (398 amino acids)
Biological process (GO): endosome to lysosome transport; protein transport; protein modification process
Cellular component (GO): ESCRT I complex
Molecular function (GO): ubiquitin binding
Source: RefSeq, a predicted model, not a curated record
GCUGGUCACAAACUAUGAGGAAGUUUUCCAGAUUCCUGAAGAGAGGGGGAUCUGACGUUUGAUGGGCCAUUUACACACGGCAUUUCUGUAAAAUAAUGCCAAUCUGAACGAAGUAUCUGAAGAAGAAAUAUGUAAGGAGUUCAUUUAACACGGUAGACAACUCAUUCUAGUCCUUCUUUUUAAAAUAUUCGCCGUACGAGGAUGGCAGUCAACGAAAGUGCUCUUCGAAAAAUGUUGGCGAAGGGCUACAAAUACAGGGAUUUGACUGUUCGGGAAAUCACAAAUGUCAUCACUCAGUACAAGGACCUCAAACCUCUAAUGGACUCAUACGUGUUUAACGAUGGAUCCAGCAGGGAACUAAUGAGUCUGACUGGGACUGUGCCAGUCAGCUACAGAGGGAAUACGUACAACAUUCCCAUCUGCGUGUGGCUUCUGGACACCUACCCCUACAAUCCUCCCAUUUGCUUUGUGAAGCCCACACACACCAUGAUGAUCAAGACAGGGAAGCACGUGGAUGCCAAUGGCAAAGUCUACCUGCCCUACCUGCACGAGUGGAAACAUCCCCAGUCGGACUUGUUCAGCCUCAUCCAGGUAAUGAUCAUGGUAUUUGGGGAGGAGCCGCCCGUCUUCUCGAGGCCCACCUCACAACCCUACCAGCCCUUCCAGCCAGCCGGCCCAACCACCACUGCUUAUAUGCCCAGCCCUGCUGCAUCCUAUGGCCCUCCUCGCUCCCCCAACCCCAGUAGUUUUCAGGGCUACCCCGUCCCCUACGCUGCCAAUCCCUCCUACCCGGGCACGCCUCCUCCGGGCCAGUUCGGGCCCGCUGCAGCACUCCCUAAUGUCAAUACAGUUCCACUUCCAGCACCUGUGGGUCGCGACGCCACUAUAGGCGAGGACACCAUCCGGGCGUCGUUGAUGUCGGCGGUGAGUGACAAGCUGCGCUGGCGCAUGAAGGAGGAGAUGGACCGCGCCCAGGCCGAGCUGGACGCCCUGAAGAGGACGGAGGAGGACCUGAAGAGGGGCCACCAGCGCCUGGAGGAUAUGAUCUCCAGGAUCGGACAAGAGACGACGGACGUGGACAGAAACAUCGAGCUCCUCAAGCAGAAGGACGAGGAGAUGAAGGCAGCGCUGGAGAAGAUGGACAACCAAUCAGAGAGCAGCGACAUCGAUGACGUCAUCGUGCCCACGGCGCCCCUCUACAGGCAGAUCCUGAACCUGUACGCGGAGGAGAACGCCAUCGAGGACACCAUCUUCUACCUGGGGGAGGCCCUGCGCAGAGACGUCAUCGACCUGGAUGUCUUCCUCAAGCAUGUCCGGAUUCUGUCUCGUAAACAGUUUCAAUUACGGGCACUGAUGCAAAAAGCUCGCAAAACUGCCGGCUUAAGUGAGCUUUACUGAACCCAUCAUCUCAUCUCAAAGACACACCCACACACAUGCAAUGGCACACACAUGGUUAAUGGCAUUUAGAAUUAAUACUGGAUUUGUAAUUUCUGUUCAUUCUGUCUUUUUUUCACUGUUAACAUUAUUGUUACAUACUCUGGGAGACUUCAGUCUAUAUUGGCAUGGGUAUACUCAUUGCCAUUUGUACAAUUUGAAUGUGUAACACUUUACUUUAGGGUUCAUAUGUUGUCCACUUCUACAUGCCUAAUUACUGCCUGCAUAAGUGAUUUAUAAAAUGUGUGUUAAGAAAAACCAACUAGGUCCUUAUUAAGAUUAUAUCAGUAAUAAAGACCAAAGAUUAAGAAAUUUGUGAAUAACAAACAAGAAAUGAACAAAAAUAUAAGUUUUUUUUGUUUAACACAUGCCUUUAGAAUCACAUACACAGACAGUUAGUAUUAACAUAUUAGUGGCUAACACAUGAACCCCAAAAUUAAGUGUUACCAGAAAGGUUAGUGGGAGAAACGCUUAAAGCUGUCUACUUUUAGUAACACAGUCUACACUACAACUUUACUAAAGGGCUCCGCUCCUAGUGCCAGGUUUUGGUGUGCAUUGUAAAAACAUUUUGCAUGCUAUGUCUCUAAAAGCAUUUUGCUUUGCUGUGUUAGUCUAAAGCACUUUUUAACAUGCAAACCUGGUCUAGAAUAAUAAGUGAAGACAAGAGAGAAGAGUGCCACCAAAUCAAGUUGAAAUGAAGGAAUAAUAAUAAAAUGUUCUGUCACUUUAUAAGAAUAUGUUUACAAUGUAGCCAUUGUAAGGCCAUAUACUAUACUAUAUAUAAGUCCUCCCUCCCUUUAUACACACAAAAUACUUAUUUUUAAAGGGAUUUUUUUUUAUUCUCGAGUUGACAUAUGCAAGUUAAAGAGGAUAACUAUGGCCUCUUGUGGUUUCCUAGAAGAACACUAUGGUGAAAAUAAAUGUUGUCCCUUGGGCUGGCUGUUAUUGUUUUUCAGGCUAGCUAAUGGUGUCAGCAACAUAAUCAUGUCUGCAGUCAUGUCUACAUUAAAGCAUAAGCAUAUCUUAGACCAGGAAUGGCAAACUCAAAUUCACACGGGCCAAAUUUAAAAUCUUGGAUGGAGUCACGGGCCAAACUCAAUGUUUAUUUUUUGUAGAUGGGCUAAAUUUGUGUAUGCACACACUAGAAACUGAAAGGCAAAUUUCACAAACAGUCUUGAAAUAUGAAAUAUUUUGUAAAGGACUCUUAGAAAGUACAUUUGCAAUACAAUUAAAUUAUAUUCAUUCAGGGGAUCUAGAGAUGGUGGGUUCUGUUUUAAAGGUGGCUGCCUUCAAUAUUGGCCUAAAGUGCCAGGGAAAUCCUGGUUUGUGCUCAUAGUACGGCCCUCGGAGGACCUUAUCGGCCCUUUGGUGGAAUUUGAAGUGGCCCCUCGAAUGGAAAAGGUUCCCCAACCCUGAUUUAUACUGUACACAGUAAAUUGUGUAGUGUUAAAAUAACACUUAAAGAGUUAAAAUUAACACUGUUCUAGUGUCUAUUUGGUCCUGCUCCAGAUCAGUGUUAAACACUGGUGUUAGAUUUAUAGUGUUAAGCUAACACUAUAAAGAGUAAAGCAGUUUCGGGGAGCACCCUACUAAAGAGUAAUUAAGCACCUCCCAUCCUCCACCAUGACUGAAACACCCUGCGCCUGGCAUCAGUUUGCCACACUGCUCUCUUAAGAUAAUGUUUGAAGUUGCUGAAAACAUGUAAAAUGUCUAUAUUUGACAUAUCAGUCUAUGCUGUACUGCACCACAAUGUGAGAGAAAUUUCAGCUGAGCAUGUAUGAACACAAUCUAGUGGGGACUAAUACAAAAUAUUUUCCUUAAUGAAGUUUAAAAUAUAACCAUACCAUCUACUUCAAGUGCACAAUGGAGCAAGCAAUGUAACAUGUGCUGUUACUGACUAGCUCACAAAGCAAGGCACAAGAUGUAGCUAACAAAUGCCAUAAGCCAAAAGCGCCUUUAGCUUGCUUGCA